Molecule: messenger RNA, 619 nt
Organism: Abrus precatorius (Indian licorice)
Lineage: Eukaryota; Viridiplantae; Streptophyta; Magnoliopsida; Fabales; Fabaceae
Product: 18.5 kDa class I heat shock protein-like
Exons: 1
Coding region: 101-571 (156 amino acids)
Biological process (GO): response to heat; protein complex oligomerization; protein folding
Source: RefSeq, a predicted model, not a curated record
UAUCAGAACCAACUGAAGACAGUUCAAGCAGUUUUGUGUGUGAAAUCACAUUGCAACUUCAACUUUGCAGAGUUCCAAACAGCAUUCCAGAGAGCAGAAAAUGUCGCUGAUUCCGAGUAUCUUCGGUGGCCGAAGGAGCAACGUCUUCGACCCUUUCUCCCUCGACGUGUGGGACCCCUUCAAGGAUUUUCCUUUUCCCAAUUCUGUUUCUGAAUUUUCUCGGGAAAAUUCUGCAUUUGUCAGCACCCGAGUGGAUUGGAAGGAGACCCCAGAAGCGCACGUGUUCAAGGCUGAUAUACCUGGCCUUAAGAAGGAGCAAGUGAAGGUUGAGAUUGAAGAUGAUAGGGUUCUUCAGAUAAGCGGUGAGAGUAAUGUGGAGAAAGAAGAUAGGAAUGACACGUGGCAUCGCGUGGAGCGUAGCAGUGGCAAGUUCCUUAAAAGGUUCAGAUUGCCAGAGAAUGCCAAAGUUGAUCAAGUGAAAGCUGCUAUGGAAAAUGGGGUUCUUACUGUCACUGUUCCCAAAGAAGAGGUCAAGAAACCUGAUGUUAAGGCCGUGCAAAUCUCUGGUUAAACUAUCUAUUCCUUUGUUGAAAAUCGUGUGCUUUGUUCUGUUCUAAGG